AUGGACUCAACUAAUUUAGUGGGUGAAGAUUUACAAUCACGUCGGAAAAUAAAUUUUGAAAGUGAAGAUGGAAUAUUGUCUUCAAAUAUUGAUAUAAAAUCUCUUCAUUCUAAAAUUGAGGAUGAGGCAAUACCAAAGAUUGGUAUGGAAUUUAUUACUGAAGGGGAAGCUUACGAUUUUUAUAAUGCUUAUGCCUAUAAAAUAGGUUUUAGUAUUAGAAGAAGCAAAAUGCAUAAAGAUUUAGAUGGACGGAUAACAGAUAGAAUAUUUUGCUGCUCAUGUGAAGGUCAUCGAGAAAAAGAUAAACGAGAUGCUACAGUAAAAUCUCAUCGUGCUGAAACGAGAUUUGGUUGUUUGGCAAGAAUGAAAAUUAAUUCUCAUCAAAAUAGUAGAUAUCGUGUGGUUGAUUUUGUUAUGGAACAUACACAUGUUACAUCAAGUCCUAGCAAAAGUCAUUUACAUAGAUCUCAAAGAAGAUUGACUCUAGCCCAAGCAGCUGAAAUUGAUUUAGCUGACAUCUCAGGAAUUACGCCUAAGGCGAGUUAUGAUUUAAUGGCUAGGCGAGUUGGUGGGCGUGAGAACCUUGGAUAUACUAUUGUUGAUUGUCGAAAUUAUUUGCAAAGCAAACGAACAAUUCAAAUGAGAUUGGGAGAUACCGGUGGUAUUCUAGAAUAUCUUCAAAGGAUGCAAUUAGAAGACCCUGCUUUUGUUAGUGCCAUACAAGCUGAUGAAGAUGACAUGAUAACUAAUAUCUUUUGGGCAGAUGGAAGAAUGAUGGCGGAUUAUUUCUAUUUUGGUGAUGUUGUUUCCUUUGACACAACUUACAAGAAAAAUAAAGAGUGUCGACCAUUUGCAAUGUUUGUUGGUGUGAAUCAUCACAAGCAAUCUAUUAUCUUUGGAGCUGCAUUGUUAUAUGAUGAAACUGCUGAAACAUUUGCUUGGUUAUUUGACACUUUUGCUAAAACAAUGUCAGGGAAAAAGCCAAAGACUAUUCUUACUGACCAAGAUGCGGCAAUGGAAAAAGCUCUAGAGUCUCAAUGGCCAGAAACAACUCAUCGUUUAUGCAUUUGGCAUAUAUAUCAGAAUGCUGCAAAAAAUCUUAGUGGGGUUUUUGAAAAAUUUCGACAGUUUACAAAAGAUUUCAGUAGUUGUAUUUAUGAUUAUGAUGAGAAGGAUGAAUUCAUUGAAGCUUGGAAUAGUAUGCUUGAGAAAUAUGAUCUUAGAGACAAUAAAUGGCUUAAAAAAAUGUUUAAUUUGAGAGAAAAAUGGGCAUUGGUAUAUGGGAGAGAGACAUUUUGCGCAGACAUGACAACUACUCAACGAAGUGAAAGUAUGAAUAAUGUAAUUAAGAAUUAUGUUAGCUACAAGCAUGAAAUACCAAGAUUUUUUCAACAUUUUCAAAGAUUAGUUGAGGAUCGUCGAUAUGAUGAGUUGAAGGCUGAUUUUAAAGCAACUCAAACUUCAUUGUCAUUGUCUUUACCAGUAGAAAUUUUGAAGCAUGCUUCAAUUAUUUACACUCCAGCUGUAUUCAGAAUGUUUGAGAAAGAAUUGUGCAAUGCCUACGAUUGUGCUAUAAAUAUUCAAGGUGAGGUUGGAACAGUGGCAAAGUAUACAGUGAUUCCUCAUGGAAAGAUUUUUGAGCACACUGUUACAUAUAAUUCUUUUGAUAAUACAGUGACAUGUAGCUGUAAGAAAUUUGAUUUUGCAGGAAUUUUAUGCGCACAUAUUUUAAAAGUAUAUUCGUCUAGGAAUGUCAAAAAAAUUCCUUGUGAAUAUAUUUUAAAGAGGUGGACAAUGCAUUCAAAAACUGGAUUUUCCACAACUAUGAAUUGCAAGAGUGUGUCUACUGAGGAUGCAAAAGCAAACAUGGCAAAACGUUACAAAGAAAUUUGUAGAAUGCAAACUCAACUUGCAACAAAAGCCGCCGAAGAUGAAAAAGCAUACAAUAUUGUUGUUUCCGCGUUUACUAAGAUUUUUAUAGAUUUGGAUGCAAGUGAUGUAGCUCAGGGGAAAGAGAUAUCGACUUCUACUACCAUACAUAAUGACAUUGAAAAUAAAACAAGUAACGAAACGGGUGAUAAAAUUAAAGGGUUCAAGACUAAAAGGAAAGCUCAUGUGGGAUCUAGAAGACUUAAAGGUGCACUUGAGAGAGCAAAAAGUAAGAAAAAGAUUGUCCAUGAAGAUUCUCCAUCACAAAAGGAUUUUCAUAAAGAAAAAGCAAAUGAUCAAAGCCAUAGCAGAAUUGGAAUACCUUUUUUGUCUACUAAUAAUUCUUUUCAAGAUAAUAUGCCAUCUUCAUCAGCAAAUAUAGUUUCAUUCCAGCAAAAAGAAGUUAUACCAUACACUUAUAAUUUUGAUGGUUAUGAAGAUAUGAAUGAAACAACGAGUAUGGUUGAACUAUUACAGCAGGCUAUAUCAACUCCUACCACAUUUAAAAGAUUUACUAGCAACUAUUUUUAA
Messenger RNA from Cannabis sativa, 2460 nucleotides. Its product is annotated as protein FAR1-RELATED SEQUENCE 5-like. Gene Ontology annotation, biological process: regulation of DNA-templated transcription. The record is from RefSeq and is a predicted model, not a curated record. The coding region runs from base 1 to 2460 and encodes 819 amino acids. The transcript is spliced from 4 exons. Gene Ontology annotation, molecular function: zinc ion binding. NCBI's taxonomy places the organism in Eukaryota, Viridiplantae, Streptophyta, Magnoliopsida, Rosales, Cannabaceae.